GAAAACCAUAGGACCUGAAAAAAGCUAAUGUCAGAUUAUGUCAAACUAUGCUUUUGCAAAUUGAAUAGCUUAAUUAGUCAAUUUCUAUAUGGUGUAUGCUGUGAUCAAGUUUAUUUUCAAUAGGUCACUUGUAAAUAUGGCCAGCUGGAUCAGUGACAACAGAUGCACAUCAGACAGAAAUGACUGGGAAUGGGAUUCUGGUUUGGGAUCUCAGGAACUAAGGAACUCUUUCAGAUCUUCAAAAUCUCUCUUGCUGUCUGAGUUUGACUUGUGGGAAAAGUCCCUCUUUAAAUCACGGUCCUCAGCUUUAAGUUGUGUCGAUGUGCCUCGAUCAGAUCACAGUUCUAAAAUCAGCACCAGCUCCAUUGGCCGUAAAUAUGGGAUGAAACACAGCGAAUCAGCUGCCAGACAAAGAUGUCAGUCUGCCUCACGUCUGGCACCGGACGGAGCACCCGGGUCUCAUUCUGAAUUUGAGCUGAGAAGUGCACUAGACGACAGCAGAAUGAAGAGGACAGAGCUCAUCCACAGACUUCGGGAAGUUCACAACCAUCUGGACAUACAAACAGACCUGCUAAAAGCCAAAGAGACCCAGCUUGAGCAGAGCCAGAGCAGUGCCCAGCUUCUGGAGCUCAAGCAUAAGCAGCUGGCAAAGGCAUUAAGUGUUGUUGAGGAGAAGAAAGAAGCAACUGAGCAAAGUCACACUGAGAGUUCAGAUCUGCAGGACAAGGUGCUGCAGCUGGAGAUGGAAAUUUUAAACAUGAAAUCUAGCCUUGAGAACAAGAGCAAUAAUCAAAAUCAAGCAUCAAAUUCAAAGCCCCACCUAGGCAGGACCAUGCCUGAAACAAAAAACGAAUUUGUCAGAGAGGGACAGAAAAUAGCUGCGAGGGAAAUCAAGAGGCUUGAAGAAGCCCUCAGAGAGGUAAAAGAGAGGGCCACAACCCUAGAGGCUGAAAAGGACCAUGCUUUAACACAACUUCAAUUCUAUAAAAAGGAUAAACAGAAGAUAUUGAAUCAGAUGGAAGAGCUGAAGCAGAAGUUUGGUAUGUCCUUGGAGGCACAGACUGAUUUGCAGGACCAGCUCAGUGAGACCAGCAGUCGCCAUGGCCAACUUGAACUGGAAAAUGAACUGCUUACCACAAAAAUAUUGCGAUUGGAGGAUAACAUAGAGGACCUGAAGUCCAAGCUCUCCAGUGCUUUAGCUGAAAAAGAUCGCCUUGUGCAGGAGAAAACUGAACUGCACCAAAGAGUGCAAAGUUUGGAUCUAGAGCUGCAAAGAUCCCAGCUGGGCAGAGAGGGCUUUACCCAGCAGGUGUGUGAUCUCCACUCUGAGCUGACUCAGGCCAAGAGCCAGGCCAGUCAACAACAGCAGAGUAUCUUAUUAAUGAAAGAGGAAAUGCACUUAGGCAAAGAGAUGCAAGAGAAACUUUCAGCCAGCCUGGCCACAGCCACAGAGAGGCUUCAGGAAACACUACAGAAGCUUCAUGAACUGGAAGCAGAGAAAUUGAUCCAAAUGAAUCAGAUAGCUGCCCUGGAAACUGAGCGUUUGCAGCUGAUUGAAGAGAAGGAGGAGCUGAUGGACGUGUUUGACCAGGGAGAUCAGAAAGAGUUACGAGACCUAAGGGAGAGAUGCUGUCAGCUCCAAGAAUUACAGAAAAUUUUGGAAUAUGAAAAGAUGGAGCUUGAGACACAAUGCCAGGGCCUGGAAAAGAAAGUACAAAAUGUUGAGGCAGAGUAUGAUCUUAAGAAACAAGAGCUGCAGCUCAUGAAAGAGAAAAUGGAACAAGAAAAGGAGGAGCUGAAAAGGGUGGCAGCUCACUGGAAUGAGCGAUGGAUGGAUGUUGCAAUGGCAUUGCAGUCUACUCAGGCUCAACUAGAGGAGACCAAGAAGUCACAGCAAGACACUGAUGCGCUGAGGGAAAAGACUUCAGAAAUUACCAUCAAGUUGGAGACAUUUGAGUCAGAGAUGAAGGACAGCCAAAAUCUGAUCCAGAGAUUGCAAGAAGAAAAAACACAGUACGAGAAAGAGCUAGCUAGAGUUAAGAAAGAAGCUGGUGCUUUGGAGCGAGUGGAGCUUGAUGCCUGCAGACAACAGCUGGAACUAGAGAGGAACAGAAGCCAGAACCUGCAGCAGAGACUGAUGGGAAACCCUGUGCCUCUGGAAGAAGUGGAUGGAGAGCUGGUGCAGCUUAAGGCUGAGUUGAAGAAGGUGUUGGACAUGCUUAAGAGUCGUGACACUGAGCUGGAGAAGCAGCAGCAUGAGUUGCAGUCUGCUCGUGACCAGGUGACUCAGCAGAAUGGGAAAGUACAAAGACUGGAGCAGCAACUGGAUAAAAGAGAUCAGGAAUUGAAACAAAGAGAUCUAUCCCUAAAAGAUUUUAUACGACAGAGAGACACAGAGAAAACAGAGGCCCAAACCAAGAUAACUGCUCUUGAAAAUGAGAUUGCUGGACUAAAAGAUCUAAAGACCAUUCAGAAGCUGGGCCCUCAACGAAAAUCCCUGAAGGAAGAGAGUUGUAAGUCAACUGAUCAUCUAAAGCAGGAAAAAGAGCAGCAUGUCCACAAAGUGCAUAGUGUCAGACCUCCACAACAGGGAAAAGAAGAGAGGAAAUCAUCAUUAAUGAAGGAAAAAGACACAUCAGAAAAAUCUGAUAUCGUAGAUCCUGACCAACAGCAGAGACUAAUCACGGAGCAGCUGAAAAGUCUGUUUAAGGGGAGAGAACAGAAGGGUGAUAUGGCAUCUCCCAUGAUCCAGAGAAAAGCUGACUCGGUACUGGACUCCUAAAGUUACAAAG
This is a messenger RNA of Silurus meridionalis, 2792 nucleotides long. Its product is annotated as golgin subfamily A member 4. The coding region runs from base 89 to 2782 and encodes 897 amino acids. The transcript has 22 exons. Lineage: Eukaryota; Metazoa; Chordata; Actinopteri; Siluriformes; Siluridae. The record is from RefSeq and is a predicted model, not a curated record.